UACUAAAGCGCGGUAGCCGGUAGAGAAAGAGAUGCGUUCUCUCGCGACUCCUCGCAUUGCUCGUACCCUGACCCGGCAGUUUACAACAAAAGCCCGGAAACGGAAGGGAAAAAGCCCGAAAGGGUAGUAAGUACAAAGUUGAAGGAGGCCGAAACCGAGAUUUGCCUCGGCUACACGCGAAUCUGUGCUCCCGCUGGACCCACUGGUGAUUGAAGGGAAUUAAAAGGAGCACGGCGGGAGGAAACUGAAACUGUUAGAGCUGUGGUGGUGGCAGAGCAGUGGUAACGGAAGAGAUGCAUAUGGCAUAUGAGCUGGGGAUGAGAGCGAAAGGGUUAUACCUACCUUGUACAAGCCCCAGUCGACUGCCUGGCAGGCUUCCCAGUCAAGAGAUACCUUUCUCCUGCGAUUACCUCUUUUUCUAAUGCCCGUCGCCAUCGCCAGUUCAACGUAAUGCCGGUGCUGCCCGCAAAGCCAUCCCCCGUCCCUGCACGCCCCCGCCCCCGCCCCGCGGCCCGGUGGUGGUAAUAAGUGGUAGGCGGCCGAAGAAUUCCAGGUCGGGGUGCUCGUCCGUCCGUCCGUCCAAGAAGAGGACGACACGAGAGAAGGAAGGUAACCGAGGCAUGAAGGACCUGGUGUCGUGCUUCAGCGAGCACGCCGUGCGGAUCUCCGACGUGGCCUGCUCUGGCUCCAGCGCCGCCAAUGCGGCGGCGGCGGCGGCGGGCGCACCGGAGGCCGCCGGCGGGCGGGCGCCGGCCGUGAGCGCGGUGACCACCGCGUACCGCUCGCGGCUCGCGGCGUCCGGGAAGGAGCUGCUCAUCGACGUCACCUGGUCGCGGGCGCCCGACGGGCCCGCGCUCUCCGUCGCGGUCCACGAGGCGGCAGCGGCCGCCGCCCCGCGCAGCCGCGCCGCGGCGCCGCGGCACCUGCACAGGAAGAAGGGGAGCGGGACGUUCACGGCGGGCAGCUGCGUGGUGGGCGUGUUCUGGGACUACGGCGCGGCGCGGUACGCCGGUGGCGCGGGGCCCGAGCCGGCCUCCGGCUUCUACGUCGCCGUGGUGGCGGACGCCGAGUUCGUGCUCCUGCUGGGCGACCUCAGCCGCGGGUACGUCGACCGCCUGCACGGCGGGAUACCGGUCGCCGCGUCCCGGCUGGCGCGCCGCCGGGAGCGCUUCGUCGGGCGCGGCCGCUGGGCCACCAAGGCCCGGUUCCUGGAGUCGGGCGACGAGCACGAGAUCGGCGUCGUGCUGCGCGACGCCGACGCCGACGCCGAGGCGUGGGUCACCGUCGACGGCCUCAGGGUCGUGCAGCUCCGCCGGCUCCGCUGGAACUUCCGCGGCUGCCACACCAUCUUCCUCGACGGCGGCGCCCCCGUCGACAUGACGUGGGACCUGCACGGCUGGCUCUUCCACGCCCACGCGCCCGCCGCCGAGUUGCCCCACUCGUCUUCCUCCUGCGCUGUGUUCACGUUCCAGGCGCGCGGCGCGUCAGAGGCAAAGCUGUGGACGGACGACGAUUGCUUCCACUACGGAGAGGAGCCGGACAAGCUGCCGGUGACGCCGACCCGUCGGCGGCAGAAGGCGGCAGCCGGUGGGGCGUCGGGGCAGGGGUUCUGCCUGCUGAUCCAAGGCUUCAGAGGCUUUUCCAAGAACACUUAACCUGUACUAAAAAGGUGGUCAAAUUACGAAUGAGCGAACGCGAUAGCGGGUCUCCCGUCUUGAACUGCGGCGCAAUCCUAGUUACUUACAUACCAGGAUGGAUGACUGCCCCAUCAGCUCAAUGAGCAACCGCGGGUCACACGUCUUGAACUGCAGCGACUUGAAGAAGGCGCCUCUGCAAGGAUGUGCACCCGGCGGUGGAGGCAGCUGCCGAGGCAGAUAGCUGCAAAAACUAAAGUUGCUCUAGUUAUCAGAACUCUGACGGAACAUCUAAGGAUCAUCCUCACAUCAAGUACCUGCUCUAAAUUGGGAGCACUCAAAAUCAUGAACUCAUACUUCAGAAAUAACAUAAUUUUCA
Molecule: messenger RNA, 2013 nt
Organism: Zea mays
Lineage: Eukaryota; Viridiplantae; Streptophyta; Magnoliopsida; Poales; Poaceae
Exons: 2
Coding region: 621-1655 (344 amino acids)
Source: RefSeq, a predicted model, not a curated record